CGCUCGCCCCUUGUGACGCGACUUGAGCAAUAAUAGUUUACUUUACGGCAUGCCGUGAUUACUACGCGCGUUAAGAUGCGACAAUCCCUACUUCCUUUACUACUGCUGACUACUAUAACACUGUCGUUAAGUGAUGUACUUCCACUAACACCGGUAGACCAGACGGAGGAGCCGGUGGACGGCGACCAAGAAUAUGACAAUACUUUUAACACAGUAGACAAUGAUCGGAAUAUAUUUUAUGAACUAUUCAAAGGAACGGAUAGUGAUAAGUCCAAAUCACGUCGAAAACACAAAACCUAUCCCGUGAAGAUUUUCAACGAUGCGACGCAAAGCGAAAACUACGAUGAUAAAGGUUACAGGAAAGAACAAUGGCACAACUACCCGAGACAGCUGGACCGACUCCAUAGAAGCUCGUACGAGUAUCCAGAAAUUGAAACCGCUAACGACUUUGACUACAGCGAGAAGAAUAAAGGUGAUGAUCCAAUAAUAAGUGAGGAUAUCCUAGGAACUGAUAUUGACGAAGUAGCUGGUCCAUUAUUGAUAUUAAAAAUACGUCUAGCGUUCUUGACCAAUAACAUGAAGAAUAUUAAAAGCAAUAAAAAUUAUAAUACUGACUCAGUAGAAUUAGAUUCGUCAGCGUUGAGUAAGUUUUACAAGGAUGAUGAUCAGAAACUUACGAAUAGAUUAGAUUCAAUAGAAAAUACUAAAAGAGAAGGAGCAAUAAAGUUAAAGAAGAAAAAUCAAACGAUUACAGACACAAACCCACAAGAGAGGAAGUCGGUGAACAAGAGGAUAUUCUCCCUAUGGAGCAGGCUGCAGAGCCUUUCUCACAAGGGCCACGAGCUGCAUCACAGGCGGCACCUGUACUCCUUCUACGGCCUACCAGAGGGUGGGGGCGGAGCCCUAACAGCCGAGACCAGGGCUUCCCUAGUGCGACCACCCGGCUCGCCUCUCCGAUGGGGAUAGACAAUAUAGCGCGUACAGUCAACAAAGUUCCUUUCAAAGUUCUCUACAAGAACAGACAAGACAGUGUCCUAUUUAACUGUCUUUGUAAGUGAAAAAAUGUGUUAACAGUACCUUGAACGUAUUUAUCAAUGAAACAUUAAUUCAGCUUGGUUUCUGGUUUGACCCAGUUUGUUUUCUACCAAAUUGCAAAAUGGUCUUCUUAUAAAUGUCAUAGUUAGGUCAUAAACGUGUUAAUAGUACUGCGUAGAGCACUGCAAUGUUUUUGAGCGAGAAUGCAGCACCAGCAUAGAAAGUAAACAAAAAGAAGGACUACUUCGUACACACUAAUGUACCACUUUG
This is a messenger RNA of Aricia agestis (brown argus), 1305 nucleotides long. RefSeq lists its product as uncharacterized. The transcript has 3 exons. Bases 76 to 966 code for a protein of 296 amino acids. NCBI's taxonomy places the organism in Eukaryota, Metazoa, Arthropoda, Insecta, Lepidoptera, Lycaenidae. The record is from RefSeq and is a predicted model, not a curated record.